Molecule: messenger RNA, 773 nt
Organism: Suillus discolor
Lineage: Eukaryota; Fungi; Basidiomycota; Agaricomycetes; Boletales; Suillaceae
Exons: 2
Coding region: 197-640 (147 amino acids)
Source: RefSeq, a predicted model, not a curated record
CCACUCGCACCGCAUACUGUACUCUGUUCGAAUAACAGUGGUCAUGUCGCGUUCGAUGUUGUAUCCACACUUUUAGAGGACAUUCCCGAGACAAAAAUCCACAACAGCUUGAAUAUAAAUACAGGUAGUCGAUAGGCUUGAACCUUGAACCCACCCGCUUGUUAUUUCUGUCGUCCAGUCCCAGAGCCAUAUCUUAAUGUCUGCCGAAGAAACAUACUAUAACGUCGAAGUUAUCCAGUUUUGGCGGGGCGAGAUAGAGUACCUUCGGCCCCAUCCCCUUCACUGGGUCAUCUACGUCCCAACCGAUCCUGGUGUCGGAAACACGUACCACCUCCUGGGAGACACAGAGACCUACACCGUGGAGUUCAGGCGUAACCAGCCACAUGUCAACCCUGAUGACUGGCGCGGAAGCCACACCAUGGGAAGAGUGGCUGCAAGUAAGCUGGCCCUUUUCGAAUGGAACCUCGCGAACGUUCCGAUCAUGUAUAACGACCCCCGAUGGAACAGCCAGAACUGGGUGUGGGACUGUCUUCGCCGCCUCCGCCAUCAACGUUUUGAGAUCAGCUGGGAGCUUAGACAAUGCGACCUUCAAACAAAGAUGUGCUGCCUGUUGGAGGACUGGGAUUUCGGUCGAAUCUAGAGGUGGAGAUCUAGCGUGCCCGAAUGGCUGAUCAAGUAUUUAAUGUUCUUAUUCAGAGCCAUUGGGAGCACUCGCCAUAAAUUCAAGAUAUUUGCAAUUGCCAUGUGAAUCAUCAUUAGCAUCAUAGACAUCU